Messenger RNA from Sorex fumeus (smoky shrew), 668 nucleotides. It is a transcript of the gene TMEM212, whose product is annotated as transmembrane protein 212. The coding region runs from base 6 to 668 and encodes 220 amino acids. NCBI's taxonomy places the organism in Eukaryota, Metazoa, Chordata, Mammalia, Eulipotyphla, Soricidae. The transcript is spliced from 4 exons. The record is from RefSeq and is a predicted model, not a curated record.
GGAAAAUGCGGGGCCUGUACCAGGCUGCUGGCCGGAUUCUCCUUACUCUGGGGACCCUCAGUGUGUUUUCAGGAGUGAUUGCUUUCUUUCCUGCUUUUUCUUACAAACUUCGGUUCAUAGGAUGGAGUGUCUGGAUCGCUUGUCCCAUCUGGAAUGGAGCAUUGGCCAUCACAACUGGUAUACUGCUAAUGUUGGCUCACAAAAAAUGGACACAGAGACACCUGUGGGAAGCUAGUUUCACCUUUGUGAUUUUGAACAUUCUUGGAUGUCCACUUCAUUUUGCAAUAGCCUUAGAAUCUGCACUCCUUGGACCAUAUUGCUUCUACUCAUUUGCAGGGAUUACAGGAACUAAUUACCUUGGUUAUGCGGUUGCCUUUCCUUUCCCAUACACAAAAUUUCCAUCACUUUGUUUGGACCCACCACACAAUGAAGAAUAUCACCUGACACUCCAGGUCUUCGAUCUAUUUCUGAGUUUUGUCAUGUUCUGUGCAUCCCUCAUGGUGUUUAUCAAGCUUUCUGCAGGACUGAUCUGGAAUGGAUACGUAAACACUUCAAUUUCCUGGAGUUCUUUGCUUGAAGAAAUAUACGCCUAUGAGAACCAUCAAAUUAUCGGUAACUAUAACUUGUCAGCAUCAACAUUUAAUCUAGACAUUCGACUAACAUCGUAG